AUGUUGUCGGUAGGCAGAAAACACAAUAAGACGCACUCGACGUAUGCGUUCGAGUCGAACACGAACAACGUUGCGGCAUCGCAGAUGCGCAACGUGCUGAACAAGCUGGCGGACUCGGUCAAAGACGAGAAGACGCGGUGCCGGUUCGAGAACGAGUUGGACUCGUUCUUCACGCUGUUCCGUCGGUACCUAGUGGAGAAGUCGUCGGACACGACGCUGGAGUGGGAGAAGAUCAAGUCUCCGAGCGCGGAGGAGGUGACGGCGUACUCGGACAUCGGGGCGUCGGAGAACUUGGCGAGCCUGGAGAAGCUGGCGGUGCUGAAGCUGAACGGUGGGCUGGGCACGUCGAUGGGGUGCGUCGGGCCAAAGUCGGUGAUUGAGGUGCGGGACGGCAACACGUUCCUGGACCUCUCUGUGCGGCAGAUCGAGUACCUGAACCGGCAGUACGACUCGGAUGUCCCGCUGUUGCUGAUGAACUCGUUCAACACGGACGCAGACACGGAACACCUGAUCAAGAAGUACUCGGCGAACCGGAUCCGGAUCCGCUCGUUCAACCAGUCGCGCUUCCCCCGCGUGUACCGCGACUCGCUGUUGCCAGUUCCACAGGACUACAACGACAAGCUGGACGCGUGGUACCCUCCAGGGCACGGUGACCUGUUCGAGGCACUGCACGCCUCGGGCGAGCUGGACGCGCUGUUGGCACAGGGCAGGGAGAUCCUGUUUGUGUCAAACGGUGACAAUCUGGGCGCCACUGUUGACCUGAAGAUCCUCAACCAUAUGAUCGAGACUGGCGCCGAGUACAUCAUGGAGCUCACCGACAAGACGCGCGCGGACGUGAAGGGUGGCACUCUAAUAAGCUACGAGGGACAGGUGCGCCUGCUUGAGGUUGCUCAGGUUCCAAAGGAGCACAUCGACGAGUUCAAGAACAUUCGCAAGUUCACGAAUUUUAACACGAACAACCUGUGGAUCAACUUGAAGGCCAUCAAGCGUUUGGUUGAGUCUUCUUCCCUAACCAUGGAGAUUAUCCCCAACAAGAAGACUAUCACCAGAAACGGCAACGAGAUUGAGGUGCUGCAGCUCGAGACCGCUUGCGGUGCCGCCAUCCGUCACUUCAAGGGUGCUCAUGGUGUUGUGGUCCCUCGCUCGCGCUUCUUGCCGGUCAAGACUUGCUCUGAUCUAUUGUUAGUCAAGUCCGAUCUCUUCUACCUAGAGCAUGGGGCUUUGAAGCUCGACCCAUCCCGCUUCGGGCCUAACCCGCUCAUCAAGCUCGGCUCUCACUUCAAGAAAGUGUCCGGUUUCAACGCGCACAUUCCUCAUAUCCCCAAGAUCAUCGAGCUUGACCACCUCACCAUCACUGGUAACGUUUACUUGGGCAAGAAUGUCACGCUAAAGGGCACUGUCAUCGUCGUUUGCUCUGACGGGCAAAGAAUUGACAUUCCAAACGGCUCCGUCUUGGAAAACGUUGUUAUCACGGGUAACUUGCAAAUCUUGGAACACUGA
This is a messenger RNA of Eremothecium gossypii ATCC 10895, 1500 nucleotides long. Its product is annotated as UTP--glucose-1-phosphate uridylyltransferase. Gene Ontology annotation, molecular function: UTP:glucose-1-phosphate uridylyltransferase activity. Gene Ontology annotation, cellular component: cytoplasm. The record is from RefSeq and is marked provisional. NCBI's taxonomy places the organism in Eukaryota, Fungi, Ascomycota, Saccharomycetes, Saccharomycetales, Saccharomycetaceae. The transcript has a single exon. Gene Ontology annotation, biological process: glycogen metabolic process; UDP-alpha-D-glucose metabolic process. The coding region runs from base 1 to 1500 and encodes 499 amino acids.